Cynoglossus semilaevis (tongue sole) is the source of this 5801-nucleotide messenger RNA. RefSeq names its product NKD inhibitor of WNT signaling pathway 1 (gene nkd1). The record is from RefSeq and is a predicted model, not a curated record. Gene Ontology annotation, cellular component: cytoplasm. Gene Ontology annotation, molecular function: calcium ion binding. Bases 1618 to 2964 code for a protein of 448 amino acids. The transcript has 10 exons. Lineage: Eukaryota; Metazoa; Chordata; Actinopteri; Pleuronectiformes; Cynoglossidae. Gene Ontology annotation, biological process: negative regulation of Wnt signaling pathway.
GUGCUAGUACUAGUACUUAUCACUUAUUGUCUUUCUGUAAUAAUAUUCUUUUUAUCGUUGAUAGUACUGUAUGGUCACUAAGCAGUACUGCAUAAUAACUUGUGUAUAAAUACUUGCAUGACUGUAAUUUAUUUUCUCACAAACUCAAUUGAUUAGAAGAUUCCUGUGGCAUCUCUUAAAAAACAUGCGGCCCUUUACUUUAGCUUUCUCACAAGGCGAUGCCCACGCUGUGUAUUUAUUGCUGUCACACUGAGCUACAGUCAGCCUGGCAUGAAAUGGCACAGUGGCCUCAGUCUUUUAUUAUAUAUUUGAAGACUUCAAAGAAUCUUCGCCUACUUUCAUCUGCUGCCUCCGUCCUUUAAGACUGCAAGCCUCCUGUCAAAGCCACGUGCAUGACAACCACUGAGGCCACUUUUGAUUUUGUUAUUGAUGAUUGGAUUUAGUAAAAUAACAAUUUUGUGAUGUUAGAGGACACUAAAUUAAUCUUAAAGAGAUUAUCUGUUCUUCUCGAUGUGACAACAUUAUCUGCACACAUGCAAAGUAACUUUUACCAAUGUUGGAUUUUGGUUUAUUAACUGUUUACAAUGUUUGCAGUUUUUCUCAGUAAAAGGAAACGGAAUAUACAAAUACAUUAUUUAUUUAAUCUAAGUUUUAAUUUUGUACUUGUCAGCUGUCAAUCACAGUAAUCUGGUUGUCUGGCAGGCUAAAAAUAAAGCAUCGCUCUCUGAUUCCGUGAAGCUGCACACCGUUAGAAAAGAUGAACUAAACUUUUUGAAAUACCCCACUGUAAACGAAAAACCAAUAUAAAACACUCUCUAACAGCUUCUGAACAAAUACUGAAAAAACCUUCCGUAAUAAAAUGUUUUUAUUUUGAAUGAUAAUUUUACUUCUGAUGCACUCGCCAUGGUGAUUUCAAACAACUGGUUUGCAUUCAAUUACGGCAUUAACAGAUCACCCUUAAACUACGCUCAUUUCUGACAAUGCUGCGUCAUUCAAUUAUUAACAUUCCUUUACUUUAAAACGUUGACAGUGAGCAGCUGUAAUUUUGUUUAAGCGCUUCAUCUGACAGACUUUCAGGUCUUCGCAACUAAUUCGUGGUCCGUGCGCAUAAAAAAGGGAGCAGCGUAAAGGCACAAUGAAAAUGAACUACGCCCGGAAGUACAGUCUUUUAUUUGAAAAUAAAAAGAAUGGUAACUGUUAAGACAUGGACAAGGUUAAAAAAAGAAAGCGCUUUAUUGUGCACAAUAUUUGUUUUCAUGCCUAUAACCAUAUUUAAAAAAAUAAAUUCCAAAUAAUAACGAUUUUUUUUUACCCCUACGAAAGUUUAGGUAACUUCGAUGAAUUUGCCCAUAUAAAAAUUCUAUAAUUAUCUGCUUCUUUUAUAGUGAAAGGGCAAGGCGGAAGUGGAUUAUUUCCUUUGCUUCUCUCUUGUGGCCGCGGAUCAAAGACUCCAGUUUGGCUCCAGUCUCACUCCGCUCAGUCUGUUCUCAUGUCACAGACACUUCACUGACUGGAUAUCACAGCCUCUGCAUUUUUCUUUUCUUAUUUACAUUUGACGACUUUCUCUUUCGGAUUACAUUCAUCUGAUGCUUUUCAACUACACUUCGAUGCAUAGAAAUGGGUAAACUCUACUCCAAACAUGCCACUAUUUGUAAACCGAGGGAGAGUCCUGAAGGCGACAGUUUUGUAGUAAACGCCUGUUUGGCGCGGAAGGGCAUAGACGACUGGCUGGUGAAGCAGAAGUACUACUGCACCAGUCCCCGUCUGGAGCAGCAGGACUGCCACCACAAGAGAAACUGCGGCUUGACCGCAAGGGAUUCCAUUGAGCAAGCGUGUGCUGACGGUUUUGGUGACGAACACUUCCGCUUAGAAGUGGCUCUGCCCCCAGAGAAGACGGGCAGCUGUUGUGUGCAGGAGAAAAUACAGGAGAAGGCUGGACAGUCUCCCACAGGACUACAGAAGCAGCUCCAAAUUGAAGAGUUGGAGUGUGCGGUGUCCGUGGAGGAGGACAACAGACAAGAGUGGACUUUCACACUCUACGACUUUGACAACAAUGGCAAAGUGACUCGAGAGGACAUCACCAGUCUGCUUCACACCAUCUAUGAGGUUGUGGACGCCUCAGUCAACCAUUCUCCCAGCAGCAGUAAGACUCUGCGUGUCAAGCUGUCCGUGGCCCCUGAUUGCAGCCAGCGGUGGAGAAGUUGUACCCAAGGUGCAGCAGACUUGUCCAACGCCAGGGAGAAAAAUGACAAGUGUAUAGAAGACCCUAAGAGUGUCGACAAGAAGACCCGAGCCCUUCUAAGGCGCCACCACAGUGACCACCACACCCAGCCGGGCUGCCAGCGCCACUGUGUGGAUGAGAACCUGGAACGUAGGAACCACUAUUUGGACCUGGCAGGCAUCGAGAACUACACAUCCCGCUUUGGAACUGCUCCAGUCCCAGAGCCGGCAAAGGCUGAGCACCAGAACCGCUCCUCCAACCAGACUCGUUCACGCUCCCAUGAACCAGAAAACGGCCACACCCAUACCCACCACCGCCGGUUGCAGACUGUUGUGGACACUGUUGCUCUGGACAGCCUCCACCCUCCUCGGCCACGAGGUCUGGACUCAGGGAAACACGCACUCCGUUCCCCCAAGUCCCACAGCCGCACACCAACCGUACACAACAGUGGCAAAGUAAUGAGGAGCCGAGGUGUUGCAGCACCUCCUGCUCUGCCCAGCCAGACCCCUCCUCUCCAGUCCACAGCCCCUUACCGCAAGCACAAGCAACGGUCCAAGGAGAACCAGAGCUCUCGUGCUUUGGGCCCUGUAGUUUCAUCAGGACCGAUGGUGGAGAAGGAACAGGUGAGGGACCUGCCCAGUGUGCUGCUUUAUGAAGGAGGAUUGGCUCAAGUGGUGCAGCGGCACGAGCAUCACCACCACCAUGAACACCAUCACCACUACCACCAUUUUUAUCAGUCCUGAAUUUUCACCUUUUGUUGGGUCAUUGAGAAAUCCCGCUGACUGACUAAACUGAACUGCAGAUCAUCAGACAUUGCUGCAGGCUUUCUCUUCCAAAACGCUGCACUUGAUCAAUGUUGACAUGGGACAAAGAAAGGAUGGUCAGACACACAGACGGUGCAGUGUUGACCUGUUGUCAACAAUGUUAUAAAAGUCUGGUCAGAUAUACAAAAGCAGGAGUUUGAAGCAGGGCAGAGGUUCAGAGCGGAGGUUGAAGAGGAGCUAAAGGACAUCAUUAUCCCACUACAGCUGUGGACCAGCACCACAAUGGUUCCAGAUGCCUAGUGCCAACAAGCUUUUGGUAAACUGACAGUUGAAAAGACAAAAGCUGUUGUAAAGAUGAUUUUAUAAAGGAAAAUCAGUGAGAGGGCAGCGGGGAUGUUGGUGUAAGUGUGAAGAAUUGAUGAUUGUGUGUGAGUGCAUGUGUGUGAGUGUCACAACACUGGUGUUUGUUAAAAACCACUUAGAGUGUGCUCCCAGGAGCGUGAGUAUUUAAAACAGUUUGAAGGAGGAAAAAUGAAGAUUCUGUUCUAAACUAACAUUAUAUCAUUAAUGGGAAGGAAACAUAUGAAGUGUUUUGAGUUAGAAAAACAAAACAAACAAAAAAAAUCCAAAAUCCGCUGCUACCUCUAAUCUUAUUCUAAUUGUUAUGAUAGUGUCUUGACUCAGCAUCCAGAGGUUAUUUUUAAAAACGUUUGGGAAGUUUUUUUUUUUUUAAAGAUAUUUUGUCUUGUGUCUUGGUCGAAAGAACUGAAGUAUCCAGAAGCUCCUUAAUUUUAGUAACUUUAACUGUACAUAAGGUAUAUAUUGGUAUCAAUUUUACAAGCUUUAUUCAUAAUGUGACAUUUUUUAAUUGACUCUCUGAAACUCUACUUUCCUUUCCUACAAAAAUGCAUUUUUAUGACCACUCGUUGUUUCACUCUGUCUACAACACUUCAAACUCCGUCACCUCUCAGUUUUUUAAGCUUUUCAUUCUGUGUCUGCAAUCUGAUGGCGUUUAUUUCUGCAGCGACAAAACUACACUCCUGGCUCUCAACAGUGUUUUUCACCACUCUUGGUGAAAAUACAUGAACUUAAGGACUUGCUCAAAGGUACAUGGUUAUACCUUUACAAAUGUUUACAGAGCUUUCAGGCCUUUUACCCCUGAUAUCAAAGAUACACAUCUUGUAAAGCUGUGCAGGUCUUGGUCUUUGUGCCAAACGGUGUGUUUAAAUUUAGUACCACAAACCAUAGCAGCUUAAUCACAUGUACACAAUGCUAGGAACACAGAAUUACAGCAGUCAUGCAAAAUAUUUGCCAUGAUGUAGGUAAGCUAUGAUUUUGUUAUUGUUUUGUAUUUACACACAGUCAGUCAAAAGCUAUAUUUUUAUUUUUUUUUAAUUUUUGAUCCAACUUUUUUCUUCAGAAAGUGUGUGUGUUUGUUAUUCUCUUCCAGCAUGGCAUUUCCUCACCAACCCACAGGGGGGCGGGAUUGCAGCUCUGAUCAUUUUUUUAUUCUGCAGUAGACCACUUCACAUUUUUUGGAAAUGGCAUUAUGAAAAAAAAAGUUUCCAAACAAAAGGGGGAAAAUCCAUUUUUCAUAUUUUAAUUUUAAAGUUGCCAUUUUAUGUUUUUGUUUCAGACAUUUCAAGUCUUUAAUAGAAGACUUUGACCUUGUCAUGCAACACUUAUUUUUCAGUAUACCAGAUUUUUUCAAAUGUACAUUUCCAAUCAAUCUGCCUCAAUGUUGUCAUGUACCACAGUUUCCCUUUUUGGAUUUUGGAAUUGUGACAUUAAAGCCAACAUUUUCCCAGUAGCUCUUUUGUGCAGCUCCUGACCUGGGGUCAAACAUCUCCCCCCUGUGUUUCCGUGGCAUCUUCCUGUCCCGCAGCUGUCAGCAGGUCUUUGUUCAUGGUGCAGCAAUGAUAGGAUCCUUUCAGCUGUCUCAUUCUUUUGGUGCCGGAUAACACAGAGCCCGGCCCGCAGUCUCCAACAGCCCCAUAACUCACUACUGUCUCCUCUGUCCUGCCCACAGGGUCUGUGUGCUUGUCUUCCACCACACUCUUCUGCUGGUGCUACUAUAAACACACAGUUGUUGAUGGCAGCAGAAUUGCAGUAUGUUCUUCUUUCACUUCAAUCGGGCUUGUCUCUUCUCUAGAGUAAUGAGUGAAAGUGUCCUAAAUAUCACACAUUUUAACUAGAAAGUGUUCGUCAUUAUCACAGGGAUGUUUACCUAUGGAUUUCUCAGCUGUGCUCCAUUACUUCUCCUACUUUAAACACUAAAUAUAUCUGGUUGUGUGAAAAUGUUUUUUUAAAAAAGAGGAAAAAGUUAUAAAAUUACUACAAUUUACUUUUGUUUUCCACUACAAAACUAAACUAAAACACACAGAUUUAUGGAGUAUAAAAAUAAAAAUGUAACUAAAUUUAAAACAUCCAUUAUUUUCUCCUUCCCUUAAUCGUGUGGUGGCCUAACCUUUUCUACAUAAGUCCACUGUCCCAACACACGGAGGCAUUCACAGCUACAAAUCUACACUCUAUUUAAAACAAUAGACAGACUUACAACUGCUGUUCCCAAAUAAAACAAAAUGAAUACAAUUACAAUUCAGUUCAAGUUCCCCCACUGUGGUAAAAACAGAGAUAAAAUAUUUAAAUUGGAAUUCAAUGGCCUUGCUGAGCACCUUUCCCCUUCAAAAGCUCCACGCCCCCCACUUUGUACUUUACUGCCUUAAUCUUUUUAGUUAACUGUUUUAUUGUGGUGUUACAUCUCUCUCUCUCUCUCUGUCUGUCUCUCUCUCUCUCUCUCUCUCUCUCUCUGUGUGUGU